Molecule: messenger RNA, 570 nt
Organism: Arabis nemorensis
Lineage: Eukaryota; Viridiplantae; Streptophyta; Magnoliopsida; Brassicales; Brassicaceae
Source: the annotation of a GenBank genome assembly
AUGACCAACUACGGCGCGAUUCCGACGUCGUCAAACGCGUCUCCGGUGGUAGAUAUCGAAUCAAUCUCACGCGCCAAACACCGUAUCAAAGCCGGAUUAGCCACGCGCCGACCAUGGAGAGUGAUGUUCGAUUUCCACUCCAUGAAUCUCCCUCGCGGAGUCUCCGCUGCUUUCUCCAGAAUCAAGACGAAUCUCGCUUAUUUCCAGACGAAUUACGCGAUCGUCGUCUUGAUCGCCAUCUUCCUCAGCCUAAUCAAGCAUCCCACUUCGCUAAUCGUCUUCACCGUUCUCGGUUUCGUUUGGGUCUUCCUCUAUUUCCUCCGCGACGAGCCUAUUAAGAUUUUCCGAUUUCAGAUCGAUGAUUCGAUGGUGCUGAUUGGUUUAUCGGUGAUUACAAUCGUUCUCCUCCUUUUGACCGGCGUGACGUUUAACGUCGUUGGGGCUUUGUUGAUCGGAGCUGUGGUGAUUUUGAUCCAUGCGGUGAUUAGGAAGACGGAGGAUCUAUUCGUCGAUGAAGAAGCGGCGGUGGCGAGUGAGACUUCAGGGCUUACGUCAUACCCGUCGUCAUAA